UAGACUCUUAUUUAGUUCUGUCGUUCUUGAGGGCCAGGGGAGUUCCUGCUUCUAUCCACGUGUCUCUUGCGGUGCUUUGUCUACCGCUGUUCCAAUUAUCGCUGCCUUAUAUGAUCAUAUAAUACUCGAUGAUUGAAUCCAAAAUACAAGCCAGAGAGCGAUGAUACUCGGUCCAAUAAAUGGAGUCGACUGCCUGGCCUUUGUGGUCUUCUUGGUUCCUCAGUUGAUUUACCAGGUGGACUUGUCUGAACUCUUCUUUGUGCUCCUAAAAGUCAUCCCAUUUCUAGUCUUCCAACUGCCAUAUCAACUCUUUCACGAGCGAUACUUUACCAAGCAUGAGAAGCAGUCGCCGUUCACACAGCAUGCCAGCCUCUUCCAGGAUGUGGUCAUCCGUUGUGUUCGGUACGCCUUCGCUUAUAUCCCAGCCAGCGUAGGAAGGGUAUUUUUCUCUAAACAGGUGGCCUAUCCGUUCUUUCGGUUCCGUCUCUUGCGACAUGGUUACCUGCAUUGUCCUACAUUCUACCGAGAAAUCGCCAGGUAUGGUGCCAGAGGACUCUGGAUUGUCGACGAUCCCAACACUGACCCUGACGUUAUCAUUUAUUAUGCCCAUGGUGGCGGAUUCUCCAUGGGCUCGGCGUACUUUUAUAUGGAGUUUCUGAUGGCCUGGGCAACGCGGCUGAAGGAGAGAGGGUUCAAGAACCCUGCGGUGUUCGCAUUGGAAUAUACGCUCGUUCCGGAUGCUCAGUGGCCGACUCAAUAUAAUGAGACUCGUGCUGGGUACACGUUCUUGCGAGAAACAUUCGGGGAUGAUUCGGCAGCAAAGAUUUGCGUGAGUGGGGACUCUGCUGGAGCCACGCUCAUUCUGAGCAUGUUAUUGCAACCUGGGCAUCUGGAACAAGAUCCUCAAUUUCAAUCGCUGCAUCGGCCAGGACUCGCCAUACUCUUGUCCCCUUGGACACACCUGGUGUCAGACUUGAAUCGGAACACACGAAGCGACUAUCUGGACAAGAACAGCCUGCACAUGUAUGCAAGACAGUAUGCAGGAGAGGCAUGCACAUCAGACAGUGUAAUAACACCAGGGUUGAACACUGGACGUUGGAAACAGGCAUCGCCGCUCAAUGGUUAUCGCAUCAUAUAUGGCGCGGAGGAGGUGUUUGGUCCUGGCAUUCAGGACAUGGUCCAUCACAUGAAAGACAACGGAGCUGUGGUGAAGGCCUCGGAGCUUGAAGCAGGUAUUCAUGCCUGGCCGGUGGUGAAUUUGUUUCUGGGUGAAAGUCGGGAGGAGAGACUGCAAGGUCUGGAUAUCAUGACUGAUUUUGUCAUGUCAUCGAGUCUGGCCUCGAGUAUAGAGAGGUUGAAGAGUUAGUACUCCAUCAAAAUUAUG
Messenger RNA from Exophiala xenobiotica, 1384 nucleotides. RefSeq lists its product as uncharacterized. Bases 161 to 1366 code for a protein of 401 amino acids. Gene Ontology annotation, molecular function: hydrolase activity. The transcript is spliced from 3 exons. NCBI's taxonomy places the organism in Eukaryota, Fungi, Ascomycota, Eurotiomycetes, Chaetothyriales, Herpotrichiellaceae. The record is from RefSeq and is a predicted model, not a curated record.